Populus nigra (black poplar) is the source of this 1631-nucleotide messenger RNA. Its product is annotated as UPF0481 protein At3g47200-like. NCBI's taxonomy places the organism in Eukaryota, Viridiplantae, Streptophyta, Magnoliopsida, Malpighiales, Salicaceae. The record is from RefSeq and is a predicted model, not a curated record. The transcript is spliced from 2 exons. The coding region runs from base 118 to 1440 and encodes 440 amino acids.
ACGAGAGUGAAGUCAUACCUGCCUGUUCUGAGGAGUACAAGAGAGACAAAGGUCGAGGGUGAAUUAGUAUAGCAUCCAGGAAAUCAAGUGCCUUUCAGACCAAGAAAACUUCAACAAAUGGGAGAAAACGAUCGAUUAAAAAGCCCUUCAAUUCCAAUUGAAAAGCUGCGCCAAGAUAUUUUAAUUAUUAUUCGUGAUGACUUGGAGACUAGCUUUCGGUCUCAGCAGUGUAUCUAUGAAGUUCCUUCAGCACUUCGUGAUCGAAAGGUAGAUGCCUACACUCCUCGAGUAAUCUCUAUAGGCCCUAUUCAUCAUUAUAGCGAAAAAUUGGUGGCUAUGGAAAUUCAGAAACGGAGACAUCUGAAAGAAUUUUGUAGACGGAGAGUGGAAAGGGAGCAAGAUGAACUUUUGGAAACACUUCUGAGAACCAUUUCAGGUCAAGAAGAUCUCAUACGCCGUUGCUAUGCAGCUGAUUCCUCGAAGCUUAGCGGCGAUCAGUUUGUGAUGAUGGUUCUGUUAGAUGCUGUAUUCAUCCUCGAGCUCUUCUUGAGGAAUGAAGAAUACCUGGGUGAUAACAGCAAAUAUCAACACGAUUUUAUAAUAGGCCAACCCUGGUUGAGAGCUGCGAUUCGACGAGACUUGAUAUUGCUUGAAAAUCAGCUGCCAUUCUCUACUCUCAAUGAUUUAUAUGAUUGUGCAAUGAGCAAGACCGAUUGCAAAUCUUUCGUAGACCUUUCCUGCCGGUACUUUGAUAAGUACAAAAAGAAUUCCGAGCCCGGCAAAAAAAUUCUACAUUUCACAGAUUUGGUGAGAUGUUUUCUAUCAUUCAAGCACCCGGAUUUAAAAAUUGACAGGGCAGAACCGGUAAAAACUCUUUACAGCGCAACAAUGCUGCAGCAUGCAGGAAUUAAGUUCAAGCCAUUGCCGAAUGUAUCCCUGCUUGACAUUAGAGCCUGGAAACCUCUCUCAAUAGAUCAGACACCGCUUUCAGAUAAGGAAGGUAAGUUACUUAUGCCUUCCCUUGAAAUCGACAACAAUACCGAAUGUCUCCUCCGAAACCUCAUUGCGUUGGAGCAGUUACAUUAUCCAGGAGAAGAGUACAUUUGCCGUUAUCUUAAGCUACUAGAUUUUCUAGUGGAUCUUGAAAACGAUGUGGAUUUGCUCAUCGAAAAUAAAGUUAUUGUUAGCAAGCUAGGUGACAGUAAAGCCGUGGCGGAGCUUAUUAACGGACUUUGUCGGGAAAUGGUAGAAGUUUCUUCCACUUUUGACCCUCUGUCCAAACUGCUGAAUGAUUACUAUGACAGCUCCUGGAAUAAAAACAAGGCGUACUUGGUAAGUGUAUACUUCAAAAAUAUUUGGACAGGAACUGGAACUGUUGUUGGAUCUCUCAUCCUGCUCGUCACCGUGACACGGUUUAUCCUAUACCUUCUGCGUUAUUAGGUCACUACGGUUUCUGGAAAAAGAGUGGUUUGAAGUCUGUAACAUAUAUAGUUUAUCACUUCUGUUAAUCGUGACGUGUGUUGCGCCAGUGCUUGUAGAUUUUGUUUUUCGUUUGAUGUUAUGAAGUUUCGUCAUUCGUGCUGUAAUUCUUUUACUUCAUGGUUAAUAAAUAAUUAUGGUUCGCAUCGAAA